UGACGUCAGCGCCGGAUUAGACACGGGCCAAUUGCUGCCGAGCCGUUUGGAAGCUUCUGGAAGAAGGUCGGUGUGGAUGUAGCCUCGUCUUUAAUGUGAACUUGUUAAUAUUCAAAAAGUCUCGUCCUCAAACAGGUUAGUGUUCCAAGGUAAUCAUGGUCAAAGAAACAGGCUUUUACGACAUGUUGGGUGUGAAGCCUAACGCAACACCAGAUGAGCUGAAAAAGGCCUAUCGCAAACUAGCGUUGAAGUACCACCCUGACAAAAAUCCUACAGAAGGAGAGAAGUUCAAGCAGAUCUCUCAGGCAUAUGAGAUAUUGUCAGAUCCCAAGAAGAGAGAGGUGUACGACCGUGGAGGUGAGAAGGCUAUAAAGGAAGGAGGUAAUAGUGGCAGCAGCAGCAGCAGCUUUUCAUCUCCCAUGGACAUCUUUGACAUGUUUUUUGGAGGAGGUGGACGGAUGCACAGAGAAAGAAGAGGGAAGAAUGUUGUUCAUCAGCUCACAGUGUCCUUGGAAGAUCUUUAUAAUGGAACAACAAGAAAACUUGCUGUCCAGAAGAAUGCUAUUUGUGAGCGGUGUGAAGGUCGUGGGGGACGGAAAGGAGCUGUGGAGAUGUGUAUGUCGUGUCAUGGGACAGGCAUGCAGGUCCGCUUGCACCAGCUAGCACCAGGUAUGGUCCACCAAGUGUCCACCGUGUGCCACAGCUGCCAGGGCCAAGGACGGCGCAUCAGCCACAAGGACCGCUGCAAAGCAUGCGGUGGUCGCAAGAUCCUGCGGCAGAAAAAGAUCUUGGAGGUCCACAUUGACAAGGGAAUGAAGGAUGGCCAGAAGAUUGUUUUCCAUGGUGAAGGAGACCAGGAGCCCGGACUUGAACCAGGUGAUAUCAUUAUUGUCCUGGACCAGCGCGAGCAUCCACAGUUCACCAGGCAAGGGCAGGACUUGAUCAUGACCAUGGAGUUACAACUGGUUGAGGCCUUGUGUGGUUUCCAAAAACCCGUUCAGACACUGGAUAACAGAACCCUCCUCAUCACCUCCCAUCCAGGAGAUUUGAUCAAGCCUGGAGACAAGAAGUGUGUCCUGAAUGAAGGGAUGCCCAUGCACCGUAGGCCGUUUGAGAAGGGACGCCUUAUUAUUCAUUUUUCGGUGGUGUUCCCACAGGCCAACUUCCUCCCCAAGCACAAGCUAAAAGAGCUGGAGCACUACCUCCCAGUAAAGAUGGAGGCCGAGCAGCCAGAGAGUAUGGACGAUGACCUCUACAUUUAUGCUGACCUGGAGGACUGUGACUUUGAGAACAGAAAAAGACACAGCCAUCACCACUACUACAUGGAAGAAGACGACUAUGCCACUGCCGGAGGUGUCCAGUGCCAGACCUCUUGAACCCAAACAUGGCCUGUUCCUCAUUCCCAUCCUUAAGCCCAAUUCCACAUCUAAAGAAAAGCACCUUUUUUCAAUUCUGUGCACUUUUUAUUUUGUUACUUAUCUUAAAAUCGUAACUGUUAACGUGUUGAAGUGUUCUUUUCAAGCUUAAUAUUAAAACUGUGACCCAAGGCCCUCCUGAUUAUUUUUAGUACUUUUGUUAUGCCCUUUGGUGGAUUGAAACAAUCCUGUUGAAGUUGUAGGACUAGACAAGCUCUGGAUCCAGGUGCAUGGGACUCCUUAUCAUCGCUUGGACCAUAUUCAACUUUUUUUUUUCUCAAAUUACAUCACCUAUCAACUGGCUGAAGAACUCUGCUUCAAAGACAAGGGCUUAUCAUGGUGCUCAAAGGAAGGAAAAACUUUUUGCCUGAUUUUUUUUCUUUGCCUAAUCAAAGACUGCCUGUUUUAGACACUAAAAACUGAUGCCAAUAUAAAAAUAGCCUUUUUUUUUAUAGUGUUACCAAAUCAGCUGGUGUGAACCACAUGCUAAUCAUAGAUGAGGAUGACUGAUGCAAUUCUUUGUGAUGCCCCUAUCUUCUGCUGGUGGUGUUGAUGUGUAUUGAGCUACAAUAAUGAAACUAUUGUACCCUUUCAGGGCUAUUUCAAAACAAUCUGGAAUAUGUGACAAGACAUACAAAUACUGCAUUAUAAUAGUAAUGAUUUACACAGCAACAGUAUUGAUGUUCAAGCCGAUUCUUUGUCUAUUAGUUCAAUCAGGGAAAGCACACAGGGUGAUGCACAAAAGACAUAUUCAAAUAUUAGGCAAAAUCUAAGAUAUUGACCCCCCUCCUAGAAAAAUGUAUAUGGGAUAAAAGCCUGUAAAUUAAUGCAACUCCAAAGUCCCCCUUCGGCAGAGCCAUAGGUGGGGCCUGGACAGUGGUGGUGGAGGGGCAAAGUGGCAAACACUGAAAUGACAGUAGGGAUUAUCAGGUAGGAAUUUUAGAUUAACCAGACAAGCAAGAUCACUGGCUGACAGACAUCCCAGGCAGAUUACCUGGAGUGUUCCUGGAUGAAAAAACUGAGCCACCUGAUGUGCAAACAGACUGGAAAUGAAAGGGAUUGUCUUCCCGCGUCAACUUCAGCUGAGAGCUUCAUUUCAAAGUAACGUUUCAGUUUAGUGUAACAUGUUGGCUUUUGAGCUUCCAUCAUGUUUCUGUGGUGAUGUCACACAUUUGCUUUUGUUUUGGAAAUGUUACACAUUUUAAUGCAUGUACAGUCCUCUGAUACGAGCCAAAUAUGUUUGGAGGUGUGGCCUAGUAAUCAGUAACAACUCACUUUUUUGAAGCAGUUUACAGAUGUACUGCCUUUGUUAGCAAAUGGUCCCCAACCCUCUCUCUUACAUUUGUAAGACAUGCGCCUUGCUCACCAAUCAUUGCCCUGUCUUGCUUAGUUGAUUUCCAAACUGUGUGAAAAGGAGCGGCUAAUGUCAGUUUUUUGUUAAAGGUUGACUGUUGAUGAGCCACGUUUUUCUUUUUUUGGGUUCCAAGUGGCAAAGUUGUCUUUUUUUAGCAUUUUUUCUUUUGUUUCUUUAUCUUUCAUUUGAUGUGCCCUUAAACUUUCUGGAUCUCAGUAACCAUAAGAGCUACAGUGCCCUAACUUGGCAGAUAAUCUCACCCACUACUUAUAAAUUACCGAUGGGCCUUUGAUUUUUGAACCAUAAGUCUCAGAAACAAAAUUCCUGGAUCAUUUCGGUCCAGAUGAAUCUAUCCAUAUAAAAAUAAUGUGUGCUGGAAAGACAUUUUGCUUUUUUGUAUUUUGUCCAAGACAGUUUUUUCACCACUAAAUUUUGAGCAAUCGGCAUUAAAUUAGAUAUAACAUAUAGAUAUGUACAAAUAGAUAAAAUCUGGUCCAAGCCCAAAAAAAAAGUGCUCUCUUGGAUUUGUGAUAUGUGAUACAGCUUCCACCAAAUUUGCAUUUAAAAAUUUGAAGGCGAGGCUAAUUUUCCAAAACUUGCCAUUACUCACGUUAAGAUAUUGAUCUGAAAUGUGAGACACUUAUUCAAGAGCUUUGCAUUUCACCACUAGGUGCCACAAAAAAUGUGAAAAUGUUUAUGCUGCAUUAACGGCAUAAUGGUUUCAUAUGAAAUUUGAUUCACGGCAGCUGUUCAUUCCUCAUUCAGUGCAUAAAAUUUGGUCAUUGGUUAAAGUGGGUGUGGACUUUAACUGCAGUUCUUAUUUUUCGAAGAUUUCACAUCCCAAAUUUCAAAAACUUUUAAAAUUACAUCAUAGGUCCUAGAGAGCUGAUUUAUUUAUUUAUUUUUUUUUUUUUUUUUUUUUGUAGCACUCCCAUUGAAAUGUAGGACAAUUUGCUACACUACAACCUCGGGUCAAUUCAGAAGUCCAUCGCUCAGCAUUUUCCAAAAUAUGCAAAAUCUGAUUCAUUCAAAUGCUACCAAAAUUGACACAGACAUUCUUCAGAUACUAGAUAACACGUUUCAAAUGGUGUUAAGAUGCCCAGCAAUGCGUCCGAAGUGACAUUCAGUGUCUUAAUGUAAUCAGUACUUGUAUGCGCAUUGUCUGCUGUAGCUACAAUCGAAAAUGUCGGGAAAAGAAUAACAACAGCUGCUCAUGGUGUAAUUUUUCUUUGGGUAUGUGCUGGAUGUUAAAUGAUUCCUCUGAUUAUGCCAAACAGGUUUGCCAAUACACGCCAUGCCAAAUGCUUCAGUUUUGUCUGAAACAAUUUAUGCUGCCUAUCCUUCAAAUUUUUUUCCCUGUUUUCUUGAAGCUGCAUAAAAGUACUUGUUCCAAUAUUUGACAAUUUGUACUAUUUUGCUAUAAUUGGCUUAGAAUUUUUUGGGUGGGGCCUUAUUCACCAAAAAUUGCAUUUUAGUUUUACCUUUAUAUAUUCAAAUUUAGUACAAGUGUAUGCAUGUAAUCUGAGGGACCAUGUCAAAUUUGGUGGAAAUUAACCCAUAGGUGGCGCUGAUAACUUCAGAUGGACUUUGAGUGCCAUUGUAUUUGUAGUCCAAUCAUCUUUUUAAGUACAUAUAAUACUCCACUUUCAAAGUGAUAAUUAUGGCAUAGUGAUCAAGCAGAAAAAAGCCCAUUGUUAAAAAAUGAAUUGUUUAUGUUAUAAAAUAUGUGGUAGAUAUAUGUCAUUCAUUUCCAUUCUAUUUAUAACUUGGCCUUCAUGUACAUACUAGUUUAAACCAAUGCGUAAGGAUUUCAUGAAACAUUGUAUGUGGUGUUAAUGUGAUUUUCUCAACCAUUUUGGGAACCUUUACUGCUGAGUGAAUCGAAAACUGCCAGAAAUAACCUUUAAAUUUCUCUCUCUGGUGUGUUUUGGAAGUUCCAUCUGCAAUUUAAAUAAGACGAAUUUUAAGCAAAGUAACAAUUAAGCCCUAUCUUCUAUUUCUGAAUUUUUACUGACAUGUCAACAAGGUAUGAAAAACAUGUCAUUUGUUGUAGGCCUAAUCUGUAAAUGCCAAGAGGAGGUGGGGUUGGGCUUGAAAUCUGUACACCUGAUACCUCAUUGAAGUGUCUGCCUGUUCUUAAGCCUUAUCCAUACCAUAACUUGAGAAAAGCUUGUUUCACCGAUUACUUAAUUUUGGACAUUUCUGCAAGUGUAUUCACAGUGAGCUUCAUCAGAUUCAAUUCAGAAUUGUUCUUGUAAGCAGAUGCACAUUUAUCAGGACUUCUGAUGGUGUCAGGGGAACUCGGUGUUAAUGAAAAAAAUACUGGUGUUAUAAAGAGUCUUAAUUUGACUGUGUGUGAGGACCAAUUACUUGUUCAUGCUCAUAAUUUAUAAUUAAACUAAGUCCUGUUUGAUGCCC
Molecule: messenger RNA, 5187 nt
Organism: Myripristis murdjan (pinecone soldierfish)
Lineage: Eukaryota; Metazoa; Chordata; Actinopteri; Holocentriformes; Holocentridae
Gene: dnaja1
Product: DnaJ heat shock protein family (Hsp40) member A1
Exons: 9
Coding region: 156-1376 (406 amino acids)
Biological process (GO): response to heat; protein folding
Molecular function (GO): ATP binding; Hsp70 protein binding
Source: RefSeq, a predicted model, not a curated record